CAAGAGUCACAAUGCAUCUAUACUUUUACUGUCUCAUCCUCCUAUUUGUACCAGGAGGAAACAGCCUUGGGAUCAACAGCUACCUAAAACAUAUGUCCAACAAACCACAGGAUCAUGUCAACAGAACCAAAACAGUGGAUUCCAAGGACUUGGCUGCUCUACCUCUGUCAAGCUACAUGCUUAACCUCUACCAAAGCUUCCACCAUUCAGAACUGAACCAUGGCACGGAGGCUGCUCCAUCACUACCAUCAAACCAUCGAGCUGAUAUUAUUAGAAGCCUGGCUGCAAAAAGUUUUGACCAUGGAGGAAGCAGGUGGACACUUGUAUUUGACUUCUCAUCCCUCAGUCAAGAGGAAGAACAUCAACUUGCUGAAGUCAGGUUUGACUUUAGAGCAUUCGAAGGUGCAAUUUCGGCUGAAAUGGAGGUGAUGGUAGACUUUUUACAUCAGUCCUCAUCGUGCCAAAGUAUUAGUGGAUGGUGCCAAAGCUAUCUGUAUGUCGGCUCACUUACAGGUACACUUCGGUCAAGGUCUUCAGACACCUGGGUGACCUUUGAGGCCACCGACAUCAUACACAAAUGGUUUGAGAGGAAUGAAAAGGGAAAAAGUCGUUAUGAAGAUCGCGAGAAGCAGCUUAAAAAACUGCCCAGAGCUAAGAGUGCAGAACGAAGGUAUCAGCAACAGAAUACUGAAGAUCAGCAGAUAGUGAUGAUGGUCUACUCCAACAUUUCAAAGAAAGAGAGGCUUUCGGGGACAGCCACAUUAUUACAAGAUGCUGCACACUCCAAAUAUCUAGUAGUAAUGCCUGGUAUUCAAACAAUCGCCAACACUAGAAGGCACAGAAGAAGUCACAUUUUUAAGGAACAUGUUAUGGGUAUGAAGCAUGUUCCACCUGCAGACAGCUCAAGGACUCUGUGCAGGAGAGUUGACUUCUUUGUCGAUUUUAAGCAGAUCGGAUGGGACUCUUGGAUCAUUCACCCAAUGAAGUAUAAUGCCUAUCGGUGCGAAGGUGAAUGCCCGAGUCCAGUUAAUGAAAGCGUGAAGCCAAAUAACCACGCAUACAUGCAGAGUUUGCUGAACUACUAUGUUAAAGGAAAGGCUCCUGAAGUUUGCUGUGUUCCAAUCAGGAUGAGUUCUCUCAGUAUGGUUUACUACGAUCAUGACGAUAUUGCAUUUCAGAAUCAUGAAGGAAUGAUAGUGGAAGAGUGUGGCUGCCAGUGACGAUACAAAAGACAUUUCCAGUUAUAUCAGUGUUGGAUUUAUGGAGGUCAAAGCCUAACACUGAACAAAAUAGACACAUGAAUUCUCCUACUGGCGUACAUUGUUCUACAAGCUUCAUACUUUACCAGCAUCAUUGUUAUUCUGGAGCCCAAUCAAGAACCGUUGCAGAAGAUGACAUCACCAUUUGAUUUCUAUUACAAUAUUGUGAUGGCAACUUCAUGUGAAAUAAUGCCAGUACACUGCCAGCAACACUCGAAAUGGCCGGAGUGCCGACAUCACUGAGGUUAUUGUUGGAAUCCAGGAUGUCACAGGACACUUAGCUCCAUAAAUGACUGGCAGAUGCAAAACCCCAACUUUUCCCGUGUUGAAAAAUGUACUUUAUUGCUAUGCGGACUCAUCAGAAAAAAAUAUUGUGCACUAAUGUAAAUAUGUAAGAGAAAAUGUAAUUUAUUUUUGUACCUAUUGGACUUUAUUUUGAAAGAUAAAUUAAAAAAAUAAUAACUUUUGACCAA
Molecule: messenger RNA, 1732 nt
Organism: Xenopus laevis (African clawed frog)
Lineage: Eukaryota; Metazoa; Chordata; Amphibia; Anura; Pipidae
Gene: nodal.L
Product: nodal growth differentiation factor L homeolog
Cellular component (GO): extracellular region
Molecular function (GO): growth factor activity; cytokine activity
Source: RefSeq, marked provisional